Molecule: messenger RNA, 1650 nt
Organism: Myxocyprinus asiaticus (Chinese sucker)
Lineage: Eukaryota; Metazoa; Chordata; Actinopteri; Cypriniformes; Catostomidae
Product: gastrula zinc finger protein XlCGF7.1-like
Exons: 3
Coding region: 211-1221 (336 amino acids)
Cellular component (GO): nucleus
Source: RefSeq, a predicted model, not a curated record
GCUGUUGUUACGUCAUAAAGCCGCGAUUCAUCGGUCUGUUCUGUUUCAGGUCUGGUCAUCACUACCACACAGUGAUUGUGAAUCCACUCCCAAAGCAAUUCACCAAUAAAUGCUCUGAAUAUUCCUGUCAUCUUUGAACUGAAGAAGAGUUUCCAGAGGAGCAGGACAAAUUUCAAAUGUAAAAACAGUUUCUGACAUACUGCUGCAAAGAUGGAUUUUAUUAAAGAGGAGAGAGAGGACAUGGUUUAUCCAGAACCACACAGAGAGAAAAAUGAAGAAACUGAGGAACAAAUAGGCCUGAUGGAAGUAAAAGUGGAAAGUCAAGAACUGAAUGAAAAGGAGAAACAUCAGGAUCUUCAUACAUCCAUAACUGUAGAUAAAUCAUUUUGUUUCUCAAAUACUGAAAAUAUUUCCUCACAACAAACAACUCAAAGCACAGAAGACACAAAUUAUUUCACCUGCCCUCAUUGUGGAAAGAGUUUCACACGUAAAUUAACCCUAAUGGAACACAUAAGAAUUCACACUGGAGAGAAGCCUUUCACAUGUCCUCAGUGUGGGAAGAGAUUCAGACAUAGAAUAACCCUAAAGGAACACAUAAGAAUUCACACUGGAGAGAAGCCUUUCACAUGUCCUCAGUGUGGGAAGAGCUUCAGACAAAAGACAAGCCUUAAUGCCCACAUGAGAGUUCACACUGGUGUGAAGCCUUACACUUGCUAUCUGUGUGGAAAGAGUUUCAGACAAAAAGGAUGUCUUUAUGUCCACAGAAGAGUUCACACUGGAGAGAAGCCUUACACAUGCACUCAGUGUAGAAAGAGUUUCCCACAGAAAGAAAGCCUUAAAAAUCACAUGAGAGUUCACACUGGAGAGAGGCCUUUCACAUGCUAUUUGUGUGGACAGAGAUUCAGAUAUGUAAAUAGUGUUCAAAAUCAUAUUCAGUCUGUGCACAUUGGAGCAAAGUCAUUAAACUGUGAUCAGUGUGAUAAAAGUUUUAGCUUGGAAUCAGACCUGAAGACACACCUGAAAAUUCACAAGGACCCCCAAUUGUGUUCUUUUUGUGGAGAGAGUUUUUCAUGCCCGCACCGUUUUAAUGAGCACCAGAAAAUUCAUACUAGUGGGAAAGCUCAUGUGUGCCCUGAGUGUGGCGAUGCCUUUGCUGGUGCCGGCAACUUGAAGAUACACCAAAGAAUCCAUAUUAAAGAAAAACCUAACAGCUGUUCAUAAUGUGAAUAGAGUUUCACUCAUUCAGGAGUCCUGAAAAUGAAUGGAGAGAAUCCAUACCACCAGCCUUCUUGUGGGAAAUGUUUCCAAGUACCCAAUCAACUCAUUUUAAAAAAGCAUUGUGGAAAAAUGUCUCGGUAAGCUCUUCUUCAGGUUCAUCUUCACGUCCAAUGCUUUAAACUGUGUAAAUUUCAGGUAAACCUUAAGAUAAAUGAAAUUUUUGGUAGAAAUUCAAGAGUUUUUAGGAACACCUUUCUUUUGUGAUUGGGUAGUUGUAGUAAUAGAAAUAGACUUUUAGAAAUGUAUAUUAUUGUAAUGUCUCCUUUCAUUUUAAUUUUUGUUACAUUUUGUUCACUGUUGAAAGGUGCUGAUGCAUUGAGAAUAAAAUGUAACAGACUUUCUUGCAUUAAAAUCAAGAUUAUAGAAGCGUAA